AUGUUUCCACAAUAUGGGAAAUCCAUCGUCUUUGACAACUUUCCAGAUCCCACUGACACCUGGGAGAUCAUCGAGACCAUCGGGAAGGGGACGUACGGGAAAGUCUACAAGGUUCUCAACAAAAUAGAUGGAAGUAAAGCAGCCGUGAAGAUACUGGAUCCCAUCCAUGACAUUGAUGAGGAGAUAGAAGCUGAGUACAACAUCCUCAAAGCUUUGUCCGACCACACCAAUGUCGUCAAGUUCUUUGGGAUGUACUACAAGAAGGAUACGAAAUGUGGAGAUCAGCUGUGGCUCGUUCUGGAGCUUUGCAAUGGCGGCUCGGUGACGGAUCUGGCCAAAGGCAUGCUGAGGAGAGGGGACAGAAUGGACGAACCCAUUAUUGCCUACAUCCUGCACGAGGCCCUCACGGGUCUCCUGCACCUGCACGUCAACAAGACCAUCCACCGCGACGUGAAGGGAAACAACAUCCUGCUCACGACGCAUGCAGGAGUCAAACUCGUGGAUUUUGGUGUCUCGGCCCAGCUGACCAACACCCGUCUGAGGAGGAACACCUCCGUUGGAACUCCCUUCUGGAUGGCUCCCGAG
Pleuronectes platessa (European plaice) is the source of this 585-nucleotide messenger RNA. RefSeq names its product myosin-IIIa-like. The annotation marks the transcript as partial. Gene Ontology annotation, biological process: protein phosphorylation. The record is from RefSeq and is a predicted model, not a curated record. Gene Ontology annotation, molecular function: protein kinase activity; ATP binding. Lineage: Eukaryota; Metazoa; Chordata; Actinopteri; Pleuronectiformes; Pleuronectidae. The transcript has 5 exons.